AUGUCCUGGUUCCGAAAGAAAGCCCAUUCUACCAUAUAUGCUCCAGAUCUCAUAACAGAGGCUUUGACAGUCGAGCUGGCCCCGAUGAACGAGCUGUUUGCCUAUGAUCCUACUGAAGGUGAUAAAAUAAUCCUGAUAAAUCUAGGUGUGGCCGCAUAUUCGGAUCCGAUCGUCAUUGGCAACCGUAAAGUGUUCCCCAAAGUGAAGAAUAAUGUCUUGCACCUUAAAGGCCUAGCAUACGUCUGUGGGGACAACAACACAAAUUUGUGCGUCACUCCACUCCUACCGACGCUCAAUAAAGCUACUAAUUUAGAUUCCAACGAUACAAAAGAGCUACUUCUUCCUAAUGCACCCAAAGAAACAAACAACUACGAAUAUUGCAUAUUUCCAACACCUGUGCUUCAGAUCCAAGCAUCUCCAUUCUUUCCUAUCAUUGCCAUUCGUUGCAGAUCAACGAUCCACUUUAUUAAAUUCCUGUGGCUGAACGAUCCAGAUGAAAAAGGUCCAACUCUUGAGACUCUUCCAUGCAUCAUUGAUGUACAUGAAUUGAGUGGCCAUGAAUUUGCUCAUAUCGAGUUUUCUUCUGAUGAUAAGCACUUAUUUUCGAUUAUAGACGUCCGUGGUAAUUUUGCUGUGUGGUCUCUACGUCAUGAUUCUGUCUGGACAACAGAAUUGAGAUACACGUCCGUUCCUUCAAACCAAGAAAAGUCAUCCAUCCCACUCACCAUCGCUAACUCGGAAGACUUAUCAGCCUGGAAAAAAAUUUGCUGGGACACACAAUCGAGUUCUCUCAUUGCAUUUAGUCGAAAAGAAGCGACAAUAUUUAAGCUUUCCGAGGGAAGGCCCAACUCGAGUCAAAAACUAAUAACGUCGGAUCUGUGGGCCAACAUCUGGGAUUUUAAAAGCUUCCUGAAGUAUGCUCUUCUUUUAACUUCGAGGGAGUUGAUCUUCCUUGAAUCCGAGAAAGAAGCACCAUUCAAGAGACUCCUCUCUUGGAAGCAUUUCCUAGACGACGAAGAUCCAUCAUUUAGGCUACAUGUCUGCGAGGCUAAAAGGGAAGAGCUUUUCAUUUGCUCUGUCUUUUCACAAAACACGCCUAUGGCCAUGAUUUAUACAUUGGGCUUCAACCAAGGGCGGCCUGCUCUCUUGUGUGAUCCGUACUUCAUCAGGACUAGUGAAGACUGUCUGACUUUCUUCUUUGACAGCAUAAGGUACAAUGUUGAUGACGAUAUGACGUUCUUUCAAGUUCAAUCAACAGGUUCAGGGUUACAUUAUAGUAGCCUUCAUGGCUCGGAAUCCCUUGAAUUGGCAUUAACCGAAAAGGCAACUCGUUCUGCCUCAACAUUGGAAACUGAACCAACAAAAGACAUUUUCAACAUGAUCUCUAUCGCAGAAGCUACCAAUGCAUUUCAUUCCUUUUCUACUUCUGAACGAAUGACACAUGAAAAUGAGGAAAUAAGGGAAGAUGACAAUGCAGAUGGGCCGACUCUGGUACAACUCGUUCAAAACUAUGCUUUUAGGCUUGGUAAUGAUAUAAAAAAGCGUCUUCGGAUUGAAGAGGAGCUCCCUAGUGAACACGGGACUCAAGAUUCUGAUGAAGUAAGCAGUAAUGGUUCAGCAAAAGUGCCAGACGUUUACAUCCCGAGUUUCACGCCAUUUGCCGCUGUUGCUGAUUGUGUGCCUCUUACCAUCGACGACAUGGAAGAGUUUGACUCGAUGGUCGAUCAACUAAGUGAUUUCUACAACAGCUGUGGUAUUGAGGUACAAAAGAAUGUUAAGCAAGCUCUUAAAAGCUUAUCCCUCGAAAGUGAACCAUCUGUGCAACAGCUUAAAGAAGCGUUGGAUAACGUUUAUACUGAUCAUCCCAACAAUGGCCAAGCUGCUAUGAUCUUAGCCAACAGUCUUUUCAAGGUCUCGAAUGAGGAUAUUGAAACCCGUCUUCAAAACUUGUAUCGUGAAGAGGUCAAGAAAUGUGAUCCAGAAUUAACGUCAAUGUUUGAUGAUUGGGAUAUACAGUUUCCUAGAGAAAGGGCCAAAUCUGCUCCACCAACAGUGGAUACAAAGAAGAGAGGACUUCUACAUCGUGCACUCACUCAAAACUCACAGCAUAUGUCACAAGCGACAUCACAGCUACCACAGCCUUCUCAAGCAUUCCCAGACAGCUCUCAAGAACUUCCUGAACCAUCUCUGUCACAGGCUAUCUCAAGAUCUCAGAAGAAGCUGGAUGUACCCAAGCGGCAGUCCCAGACACUCAAAAGGCCAGGCUCACAGAGCACAAGUCAACGAAAAAAGAAGAAGAAGGGUGGAUUUGCAUAA
Molecule: messenger RNA, 2316 nt
Organism: Candidozyma haemuli
Lineage: Eukaryota; Fungi; Ascomycota; Pichiomycetes; Serinales; Metschnikowiaceae
Exons: 1
Coding region: 1-2316 (771 amino acids)
Biological process (GO): nucleolar large rRNA transcription by RNA polymerase I
Cellular component (GO): RNA polymerase I core factor complex
Molecular function (GO): RNA polymerase I general transcription initiation factor binding; RNA polymerase I transcription regulatory region sequence-specific DNA binding
Source: RefSeq, a predicted model, not a curated record